Molecule: messenger RNA, 1798 nt
Organism: Physcomitrium patens
Lineage: Eukaryota; Viridiplantae; Streptophyta; Bryopsida; Funariales; Funariaceae
Product: Golgi SNAP receptor complex member 1-2
Biological process (GO): vesicle fusion; inter-Golgi cisterna vesicle-mediated transport; endoplasmic reticulum to Golgi vesicle-mediated transport
Cellular component (GO): cis-Golgi network; SNARE complex; Golgi membrane
Molecular function (GO): SNAP receptor activity
Source: RefSeq, a predicted model, not a curated record
CAUCCUCCUCCGUCGCCAUAGCCAUUUUUUCUGUUACUCGGCGCUUUUCUACGUGUCGCGGAAGCGCUUCUCCCCAGACAUGGCGCUGUCGUCGUCGUCGUGCACUCUAGUGCUCCACGUUCCAAAGGUUUCUUGCGGAGCUGAUUCUGUGACGGAGAUUUCGCCAAACUUUUAGGUCACUAAUCUAUUCGAUUGGUGGGAUCAUCGCCGAGACAAUGUGGUGGAAUUUAACUCUCUGAGUUGGUGAGGAGAGAAUUUUUUUUCUUGCGGCGGAGUUGCAUGCUCGUUACUAUUGGAGACUAGACGAGAGAGACGGAAGCAGAUUUGACGACGGAAUCUAGCAGCACGCUGUUUGUCUGUGUCUGUGUUGCGGAUGAGACACUAUUGCGUUUUUAGCAGACAGAUCGAUAGGUUUUGAUGCCAAUUACUUGCAUGUGACGUGUAUUUGCCAUUCCUUUAGUGAGGAUGAGGUUUGCUCCGAAUGCCGGGAUUCUGUGAGCUAGACUAUCUGUCUGGAAGCAUGAUAUGGAGCCUAGGCGUUCGACAGGUGUUUAGGUGCUUAUUUUGAUGAUAGUGGGAAUGGUGACUUAAUUGUAAUGAGUUAUUUCCGCAAAGUCUAUAUGAUUCUUAUUUUGGGCGGAAUACGAGGUAGAAGAAGUGUGAUUUUGGAGAGGGCUGCUGCAACCGGUCUACGUAAUCGAAUUUAGCGCUGUAACUAAGAAUCAAAGUUUGAGAUUAAGAACUUGAAAUGGAGGAUUGUGAAGGCGGCUGGGAGGAGCUCCGCAAGGAGGCACGGAAAAUCGAGGGUGACCUUGACGUCAAGCUGUCUUCAUAUGCAAAGCUUGGAGGUGAUAUUAGAGGGGAUGGGUCAUGGAAGUCUAUGGAAUUGGAGAUUGAGUCACUGUUGGAAAAGUUGUUGGAUGUCAAUGAUUCUAUGAGUCGAUGUGUGGCGGCUGCUACGUCCACCACCUCCGUGACGCAGAAGCUCGCUCGACAUCGGGAUAUCCUUCAUGAGUUCACUCAGGAAUUUCGACGGACUCGAAACAACAUAAGCUCCAUGCGAGAGCAUGCUGAGCUUCUGACCUCUGUUCGUAAUGACAUCAGUGAUCACAAGGCAUCUGGGAACACUUCACCAGUAGCAAGCUUGUUGAGGGAACGCGGAUCAAUCCAUGGCAAUAUUGCCCAGAUGGACGAGGUUAUCAACAUAGCCCAUGCAACGAAAGGGACACUCGGGGCUCAACGAACAACCUUCACGGAAAUACAGGGGAAAGUAAAGCAACUGGGGGAUCGAUUUCCUGCUAUUCGAGGAGUAUUAGGAGCAAUCAAGCGUAAAAAAUCGAAGGACACCUUGAUAUUAGCAGGGGUUAUCACUGGUUGCACACUCUUCCUCAUUAUUUACUGGUUAGCCAAGUAAAAUUUUCGAAGUGGAUGACUUUCCAGAUCGAAAGUGCAGCAAGUUUUGAAAUGGUCAUUGGAAUAUGUAAAGAUAUCUAAUUUAGUCAUAGUAAAAGUUCAAUCGUGAACGUUUAUUAAAUAGCGGCCGGGUCAUCGGGUGUGGUCUAUUUUUUUGCCACUAUUGAAGAGCAAGCUCAGGUCAAGGAAGAUACACAGUCUCCAUGUUUCCACAUCACAUUCUAAGGUAGCAUGUAGCAUCAUCGAUAGAACUGCUCUACAUUUUUUAGUUUUUGCUCUAGCAUUUUUUAGUUUUCAUCUUGAAUGUUAUGGUAUGUAAUGGAAAAGUGUAAAUUAUGCAUAUUGAUAGGAUUCUAAUGAAUUUAUUGAUUAUAAGUUUUCCAAA